Pomacea canaliculata is the source of this 863-nucleotide messenger RNA. RefSeq names its product SOSS complex subunit B1-like. The coding region runs from base 239 to 829 and encodes 196 amino acids. The transcript is spliced from 7 exons. Gene Ontology annotation, cellular component: SOSS complex. The record is from RefSeq and is a predicted model, not a curated record. Gene Ontology annotation, biological process: mitotic cell cycle checkpoint signaling; response to ionizing radiation; double-strand break repair via homologous recombination. Gene Ontology annotation, molecular function: DNA binding. Lineage: Eukaryota; Metazoa; Mollusca; Gastropoda; Architaenioglossa; Ampullariidae.
CUAUAUACACAUGCAAGGGAGGCUACCUACUUCGCGUUCGCCGGAUGUAAACUGUGACAAUGAGACUAGAGCUUGGUGGGCAAAAUUCAAUCCAAAUAUGACGAGAAAGAGCACAAUUUUCCAUCGUUUUUCAGUUCUUGUGACUUAUUAAAAGCAAAGGCUUGAAAAGUCCACAAUAUCACAAGCUCAAAUCGAGAACUCGGGGAUAGUUCAUCUGGAAACUUGAUUCCAGAUCAGCAUGACAGAACCACAGUUUACCUACCUUAAAGAUGUUCGUCCAGGAAUGAAAAAUCUAAACAUUAUUUUCAUUGUAAUUGAAAUAGGCAAACCAAACCGCACGAAAGAUGGCCAUGAUGUACGUACAGUGAAAGUGGCAGACAAAACAGGCUGCAUGAAUGUUUCAGUCUGGGAUCAAAUGGGAGAUGCCCUGCAAACUGGUGAUAUAUGCAAAUUUUUGAAAGGAUAUGCAUCUUUAUGGAAGGGCUGCUUGACACUGUACACAGGAAAAAGUGGAGAAAUUUGGAAGAUAGGAGAAUUUUGUUUGCAGUUUUCAGAGCAGCCUAAUUUUAGUGAACCAAACCCUGAAUAUAACGUUCCAAAAACAGAACAAAGUGGAAACCCAGCUCCACUAACGCAUGCACCACCAUUAGAGGGUGGGGAGAGUGGUGCAAACAGUAAUGUUCAGGGUCCCUCGCCACAUCGUCCUUCUUCCAAUACAGGUCCUGGGAAUGGCAAUGCAUUUGUGCAGCGAAUGCCGCAACCACCACUUCUGGGAGGUCAGGGCAGGGGACAAGGCCGUGCCUCCCAAGUGCAGCGUCCACGCAGAUGACACCUUGGAUGAAUUAAAUAUCUCAAAAUUUAAA